AUGUAUAUUCAGUUUUCAGCUGAACGGAUGCUGGUGGAGGCCUGGGGCUGGGGCUAUUUGCCAUGCUUAUUGGCUGUGUUGGUGUUAUGUAGCGUGACCCUGACUUGGGACGCCCCUCUUUUUGCCCCAUAUCGUGAACAUUAUGUGUCCAAGGCGCAUUAUCAUGGAGUUGAUGUCUUCACAGAGGCCCUCCAUUCGCCUGUGGGGCCUGAACAGUUCAUGGAGCAUUUUUAUGUGUGCUACGGAAGAGACGGACGGAAAACGUACUUUAAAAAACAGGACCAAAAUUAUUUCUCUAACCGAAGGUACUGGGUGAUUAGUUCUUCCGGUAAAUUUGUGGCUUCUAUGCGAACCUGUUGAUGUAGAGGACACAUACUGUAUGAUAGGAGUUACAUAACCUUCAAGAAAUCUCUUCGUAGACGUAUGAACAAAUGCUUAAGAUAACACCUAUCACAAAUACUAAAAAAAAAUACUCGUUCGCAUCCAGAUCACCUUGCGAGUGAUGAAUUAGUUGUCAUUACAGGUUCGGUAGGUUAGCGUCAAACUCAUUCAUGGGGCUAAUAUUUACCACAACAUUUUGUUGCACUUAACUGUAACGUGCAAAUAUAGCUUAAAAGCAAGGACCAAAAACACCACCUACAGAACGUUGUCACUCAAAUAGUGAGCAGCUACGCAAAUUUAUUAGAACACUUUAUUUAGGACAACAAAAUGGCUGCUGUGACGUCGCAUGAACACAAACGCCAACAGCUUAAAGAUGGACAUUAA
This is a messenger RNA of Pocillopora meandrina, 765 nucleotides long. NCBI's taxonomy places the organism in Eukaryota, Metazoa, Cnidaria, Anthozoa, Scleractinia, Pocilloporidae. The record is from the annotation of a GenBank genome assembly.